Messenger RNA from Gaeumannomyces tritici R3-111a-1, 2938 nucleotides. RefSeq lists its product as hypothetical. Gene Ontology annotation, cellular component: CAF-1 complex; nucleus. The record is from RefSeq and is a predicted model, not a curated record. Lineage: Eukaryota; Fungi; Ascomycota; Sordariomycetes; Magnaporthales; Magnaporthaceae. Gene Ontology annotation, biological process: nucleosome assembly. Bases 273 to 2336 code for a protein of 687 amino acids. The transcript has 3 exons.
CAGCCACCCUGGCCAACCAACCCACCUUGGACUUGGAUUGACAACCGAAACCCAAACAGGUCCAAGGUCGGCACCUGGUCGACCAGACUGGUCGAGCCGGCGAUACCCUCUCCCAUUCAACCAGGCCGUCAACAGUCAUUGUGGGAUACCCAACCGCCAAUUAACACCCAGUUCAGAGGCCAUUUCUUUAUCGGUCCAGGCACAGGCACGGUGUGGCCUUCCAGGUGACCGAAAAUCGAUAGCAACCCACAGCCCUGGCCCAUAGCCCACACAUGCCUCUCCUCGACGUUCCCGCCAACGUCGCUGCGCUCGACUCCCCAUCUCGGAAGCGAACACACGAGGACUUUGCUGGCAUUAAGUGCCACGACAUGGUGCAGUCGAAGCUGUCGUUUGCCGGCGCUGCCGUGCGCAGCCAGAACCAACCGACAGAUGCUCCCACUUUAGAAGUUAAGCCUAGCAUCGACGUUAUUGUGUGCCAGCCUGAUGCCACCGCCGCCGUCGACUCCCCCUCGCCCAACCAAACUCCUCCACGAUCAAAACCCACUCCUCCGACAUCCUCGACCCUCCCUCCAAGUACUACGAUGGCUUCGGUGGCUGCCACUGCCCCGGCAUCACAAGGGGCUACAAUCACUAUAGCGACCGCAGCGUCGGAGAGCACACACCCCACAUCCCCAAGCAAGACUCUAGCUCCCCCAUCCACGUCAGAGCCCCCAGCCAAACGCAAACGACUCUCUCCAUCGGAGAGGGAAGAGAAGGCAAAGGCGGAAGAGCUCAAAAGACAACAGAAGGAACAAGAGAGGGUAGCGAAAGCGGCUGAAAAGGCCAAGCUCGAGGAGGAAAAGAAGGCUAAAGCUGAGGAGGCCAGGAGGAAGAAGGAGGAGAAGGAUGAGGAGAACAAAAAGAAGCUUGAAGAGAAGGAACGAAAGCGGCGCGAGAAAGAGGAGGAGCAGCGGAAGUUGCAGGAGGCCAAGGACAAGAAGGAUCAGAGUCAGAUGAAGCUCGGGGCCUUUUUCAGAAAGGCACCAUCAACUCCCAGCAAGCCGGGCGCGCUGCCUUUCAAGGCUAGCGCAUCCGGCACGACAGGCAGCCCCUCGAAAGCUGCCCUGAAGAUGGAGAGCGGUGGUGACUCGUCGGCCCUGUCCACAGCCGAUUCUGAUGGCCUUGCUGAAUACCGCAAGAUUUUCAAGCCCUUCUUCGUCAAGGAAAACGUUAGGCUCGCGAGGAACGCGUUCGAGCUUGAUGAACCGGCAAGACUGGCCAAGACGAAAACUUUGGACUCUUUUGUCUCUGGAAAGGCCACAACGGAUAUUCCACGCUUCACCGGCGCCGCCUCAGUCGACUACUUCUGCCUGCCCGCCCUCCCCAAACCACGAGGCCGGCCGUAUCCCAGCGUUCGCAAAAUCAUGUCCAUCUUGUCAGAUGCCAGCGCCGGCUCAUCUGCGGCCCCCAUCAACCUCGACUCGGACCCAAAAACCCAACAAGCACACUCCCUAGCCACAAAUAGCGCACGAGAACUGCUGAAGGAGGUGCCCCUAAAGUACCUCUUCUUCUUCCAGGACGUGCGGCCUGCCUACUGCGGGACAGUAUCCAGCACGCCACCUUCCUCCCACAACCUGCACAAGCUGGCGAGGAAUCCCAUCUCCCGAGAUGUCCUCCCUCUGCAAUAUGACUAUGACUCAGAAGCAGAGUGGGUUGACGACGGUGAUGGUGAGGAUAUUGACGACCUCGAUGACGACGACGAGGACCACGGCGACGAAGACGAAGAUAUGGCAGACUUCCUGGACGAUUCCGAGGACGUCAUCAAGCGCCCGGUGUUUGCAUCCGGCAUGGAGCCCGAGAGCAGCGGCCUUUGCUUUGAGGACAACAAGAGGCUAGGGCCUUCGGACCAGAUGUACAAGUUCCGCAUGGAAUUCAUUCUAGACCUUGAUCGCCACCACAGCGUCGAUCCUUUUGCUACGCACUACUGGGAGCCCGAGGUGAAACCAGCUUCGGCCCCCACAACCCUCCACCCCUCUACCGCGGGCAGCAUGAAGCCUCCAGCGCUGGUGUCGUCAACGCCGGCGAACCCUGCCAACGCCUUUAUGGCAAUCUCGCAAGGGGCUGCAGCAUCGACCGGCAAGAAGCUGCUACUUGUGCCCCCUGAUACUGUGGAUGCUUUCAAGCGGGCGAUCCUCAAGUACCCCAAGCUGAGCAAGAUUGGGCUCGUCGAGAUUCUCAGCUCCGAGUUCGACAAGUGCACCAAAGCCCAGGUCAAGAACUCUGUCGAGACCAUGGCGGAGCGGUCCGGCAGCGGACAGGACAAGCUGUGGAGACUGAAGCCCGAGUUUGCACUUUGAACUCGCGCGGGGCCGAGAUGACACUCUUGGCCUUGUCUCGCCUUUGUUCUUAUUAUUCUUUGCCUUGAUUGGUUUUAUUGUGUUGGCGACAUGACUGAUGGCAAAUUACAAGUGUUCCACCAUUCUUAUUCUUCUCUCGACAUUUUGUAGCUAUUUUACUUCCUUUUAUUAUGGAGCUCCACUUAGCAUCUGGUUGACGGAGUUUGGGGUCGGAGGAGGGUUGUGGCGUUGCAGGCCACCAAUAAAUCGAAGGAAAAGAAGGGCGUACAUUGCUGUACUUGUAUUCUUUAUUGCGUUGUCAACACUGCCCUCGAAUAUUCAGUCGGGGUAUUGGCGGAUCUGCGAUGCAGGGUCAGAUCAGGGUCAGAUGCAGGAGGGUCGCUCCGUGGCAUACAUAUUUACAUGCUGCUGGCAACAUCCUAGAUAGCUACCUCGGUACCAACCCACUAGCCGUGCGGUUACAUGGCAGGUACUUGGAUGCGGUUUUGCUUUGUACCACACGAGCGCCCAAUCGACCGGGGUUAAUGCCAAGUAACAACGCGUCGCAUGUAUGCAUCUACCCGACCAACAGCGUCGUUAUAUUAUCCACGUGGUAGGAGCCG